Messenger RNA from Dovyalis caffra, 1335 nucleotides. The record is from the annotation of a GenBank genome assembly. NCBI's taxonomy places the organism in Eukaryota, Viridiplantae, Streptophyta, Magnoliopsida, Malpighiales, Salicaceae.
AUGGGAGACGCUGAAUUAGCAAGCCCUUCGACUCGUAUUCAAAAUCCACGCAAAGAGAUUGCAAUUGAAAUUCCAGAACGCUUGGAGACGACCUUUCGGCCAGACGAAUGUAUCUAUAAAGCUCCAGCUGCACUUCACGAUUCAAACAGAGCUGCCUACACUCCUCGGGUCAUUUCUAUUGGUCCUAUUCACCAUGGUGAUGGAAAACUGAAGCCUAUGGAAAUUCAGAAACAGAGAUAUCUGAAAGAAUUUUGUAAGAGAUUGGGAGCGCAAACAGAGGAGCAAGAAAGACGAAGAUUUUUUGAAGAACCUUUGAGCAUCAUUCAGAAGCAAGAAGAUGAGAUACGCGGUCGUUAUGCAGCUGAUGCCUUUAAACUUUGUGGCGAUGAGUUUGUGAAGAUGAUUCUGUUGGAUGCCGUGUUCAUUUUCGAGCUCUUCUUGAAGAAUGAUGAAUACAUGGAAAAUAAAAACGCCUAUCAAGACGAUUUCAUCAUAGGCAAACCAUGGCUCAGAUGUGCGAUUCAACGGGACUUGAUAUUGCUUGAAAAUCAGCUGCCAUUCUCCUUUCUCGAGAAAUUAUACAAUACCUUUGACCCCAGCAAAGCAAAUCGGCGUCCUUUUCUGGAACUUUCCUGCCAGUACUUUAAGAAGUAUAAUGAGGGCAAUUCCGAGCCACCAACUGGAACCUUACAUUUCACUGAUUUGGUGAGAUAUUUUCUAUCUGUCAAGCACCCGAAGUUAUCACCAGAUACAGAACCGAUAAAAAAUCUUUAUAGUGCAACCUUGCUGCACCAAGCAGGAAUUAAGUUCAAGCCAUUGCGGAAGGAAUGCUUGCUUGACAUAAGAGCCUGGGAUUGGAUUUCUGAUUCAAAAGGAAACGGGAAUCCAGUCAAGAAAGGUGAGUUACAUAUGCCACCCCUUGAAAUCGACAACAGCACCGAAUGUCUCUUCCGAAACCUGAUGGCCUUGGAACAGUGUCAUUAUCCAAGAGAUGAGUAUAUCUGCCGUUAUGUUAAGCUAUUGGAUUUUCUUGUGGACGUUGAAAAAGAUGUGGAUUUGCUUAUUGAAAACAAAGUUAUUGUUAGCAGGCUUGGUGACAGUAAAGCUGUGGCGAAGCUUCUUAACAGACUUUGCCUAGAAAUAGAAGAAGUUCCUUCAAGUUAUGAUGAUCUUUCCAAACUGCUGAAUGAUUACUAUGAGAGCUCGUGGAACAAAAACAAGGCAUACUUGGUAAGUGUGUAUUUCCAAAAUGUUUGGAUUGGUACUGGAACUGUUGUUGGAUUAAUCAUCCUAGCCAUCACUGUGGCAAGGUUUAUCAUGUACUUUUUCCGCUAA